Molecule: messenger RNA, 1827 nt
Organism: Trichoplusia ni (cabbage looper)
Lineage: Eukaryota; Metazoa; Arthropoda; Insecta; Lepidoptera; Noctuidae
Exons: 3
Coding region: 830-1462 (210 amino acids)
Source: RefSeq, a predicted model, not a curated record
UAACUUAGUCAUGACGAGAUUACAUCUGGCUCCGCUAAUCAUCAUUUUGAGUUUCAUUAUGUUAGAUUCUACGAAAGUAAGUUUUUUUUAAUGUUCAACAUUUCAUUUUAAUAGUACAGUAUAAAAUAAUACAUUCCUACUGUGGUACUAUAGGUUGACGAUGAAAUGUUUACAAAUCCUUGGUCCAGCAUUAAAAAAAGUGGACUGAAAAUAAUACAAUUUAAUUCAAAUGGUCGAUUGACAACACGACCCGUGCCAAGUACUAAUUUAAUAACAAUAAAAUCAAAGACACAAGAAAUGAAAGGCAAGAAAAAAAACACUAAGGAGAUCGAUGAGAAGAAGAUUCAAUGGAAUGCCACCUAUUUUAUGGAUGAGUUAAAAAACUUUGUGGAUACUAUGUAUGCGACAGUCCGAAAGCCUAAGAAAUUGAAAGUACUAACAACAUGCAACAAAUCUAGAUCAGUUUGUAGGUUCUUGGCGUGUCCUGAUAUAAAAACGCAUUGUAUUUUAUGCGAAGCUUACUUACGCAAAGCCCCUGAUCUUAACACUACAAACUGUGAAGAAUAUGACACGAGUUUCCUUUCCUAACAGAGCACUUGCAAACCCAGGAGGAAGACGUAAUUACAUUAUUUCUGAAAUGUUUUAAAUAUUGCACUUUACAUGUUGUAAAAUGUAGUUUUUUAUUUGGUCGUUUCUUACUCAUUAAGUCAACAUUCCCUGAGGGAUCUUAUCUGCCCAAAGAUAAACGCUCCUAGACGAGGUAUAUAAAGGUAAGCCGGAACAAGUCAAACAUUUAUUCUCGUUAUUAAUAUCCAUCCUACCUGCCGCCAUGUUGGCGUCUAAAGUUUUUGUCGCGGUUCUUUUCUUGUGUUUUGUGCAUCAGUGUGUGAGUAAACCGGCUACAGAAAAUGAGGCAACGGAAAGGCCAGGAUACUUAAGGUCUUUUUGGUCAUGGAUUACGUCUUGGUGGAGUUCAGAGGAAACCGUGCAGCCCGUUACUGAACCACUCAUACAGUCGACGACAUCAGGUCCUAACAGUGUCGGCGUUAAUGUCACCCAGAUUACUAUAUGGUGUAAUGACCAAACAUGCACCACAAUGAAAUGUGACAAGACUCAAUGCAGAAAUAUUACUUGUAGUCUAUACGAUACUGACUUCAGAGGGGAAUGCAGAGAGUAUAAUGCCAUUACAGAGUCAAACAACAACGAUAUACAAUCAACAGAGGCUACAUCAUCUACAACCGAUAGUGGUGUUCAAAGCAAACCAAUAAAUACACCUAGUGUUGAUAACUCCCCAGCAGUAAACGCACCCGCUGAUUCAGAAACAGGUGCGGUUGUAGAUGCUGCAGUAGACAAACAGCCUGAACAACCACCUAUUGAAAAUGUACAGAAUGUGACACCCGAAAAUAUUCAGAUCAAAGUAAUCUCAGGAAAUAGCGAUGUCAAAGCUUCUACGACGAAUUAGUGAAUUUAAUAGGAAAUUGAGUCGGUUUAUGGAUAUGAUAUCUGCAGAAGAGAGGUGAACCAACUCAUUCAUAUUUAAACAACAACCCGUAAAAUUACUUCUCCACCUAUUUAGUAUAGAUAAUUCCACCGUCUUACUUGGCGGAAACUUUCUUAUCUUUACAAUUAACAUUAGAUAAGAGACAAAGCUUAGUGUAUUUUGUAGAUCCUUAAGUUAUGUCCAGAGUAACGGAAAACGAAUAAAAAAACGUGUCUAAAAGCUAUUUAGAUGUAAAUUAUGCAGUGAACUCAUUUUAUGAAUAUGAAUUGUAAACAAAUAGUAAAAUUAAAUAAUUUUAAUCGUAUGCAUGUACGUGGCUAACAUUA